AUGGCGACUCUCAGACAUGUGCGGCUACUGUCGCUCACGUCAAAACUGAUGUUGCGAAAUUCCCUUAACUUAAAUGCAACUUUUACUGAGAGUUUCUCGAGAAGAUGUCUCCAUGUUGCAUCCCGCAGGCAUCCACUAUCAUCAAGUGUUUCCAACACUACUCAAAAUUACAAGUUUGAUUUGUUCAAGAGAAGUCAAGCCCAACUAUGGAGUGUUUGUGGAGUGCAACGUUACAAUAGCACAGAAACAACUACAAGCAAACCUGAAUUUGAAUUAGAGCAAGUUAACUUCCUCCCUGAGCCACCCAAUCUGCCAUCAUAUAUUGAUGUUUCUGAAAUUCCACUCAAUGCGCUGGGAGAGCCAACCCUGCAGAGCUUGGGGAUUGGAAGUAACUGGCCUGCAGGUUUAUACCAACAAGCCCUGGAAUUAUUGCAUGUUGAAGGACUGACCUGGCUAGGAGCCAUAGCUGUGGUUACAGUAGCAAUAAGGUUUGCAAUGCUUCCACUGAAUGUCAUGGUGCAAAGAAAUGCUGCCAAGACCCAAAAUGCAGCUCCAAAGCUAUCAGCAAUCAACGACAGAGUUUUUAGAGCACAAAAAACUGGAAACAGGCUAGAAUUAAUGAAAUGUAAUCAAGAACUGAGAGACACCAUGAAAGCAGAGGAUGUACAUCCUUUGAAAAACUUUGCUGUCCUGUUUGCUCAGGCACCUAUAUUUAUGACAGUGUUCACUGGCCUGAGAGGAAUGACAAAUGUACCAGUGGAGAGUUUAAAGUCUGGAGGCCUUGGGUGGGUUACAGACUUGACAGUUCCAGAUCCACUGUUUAUCCUACCUAUUCUCACUGCCUCAACAUUAUUUUUGACAGUAGAGCUUGGUACUGAUACAGGUAUGAAGUUAGAUGACACAAAUAAGAAGAUAAAACAGGUUGUACGGGUCCUUCCUCUUGUUACUCUCGUCAUCAUUGCCAAGUUUCCAGCUGCACUGUGCUUUUACUGGUUCAUAUCAAAUAUGUAUUCACUCUUCAUGGUCCUUUUCUUCAAAUUAAAUGCUGUCCAGAGGUUUUUCAAAAUACCUGAGAGGAUAAUGCAUGAACCCAAAUUUCAACAGCCUGGAGACGAACCUGCCAGCAAAAGAGGAAUUCUGGAAACAUUUAGAGAAGGUGUAAAGAUAUCAGAAAAAGUUCUUGAAUAUGAAUCAAGAAAGAAAGUGGGUGCAAUCACAUUUCAGGACAGUCAGACUAACAGGAAAGGAAUGCCAGCUUCAACAAGUAGUAGAAAAGGCAUAUCUACCUCCACAAAAAGUGAAACCCGUACAAAAAUACAAAAUGAAGAAAAAGAAGAGAGAAAAACUGACUCUUAGUUGAAAGAGAUAGAAAAUGGAAAAUUGUGAUAUAGUGACAGUGAGUUGUGUGUGCGUAAGGUGAAUGCUUUGAUCUGCCUGGUAUAAAUGUACACUUUGCGAGGUUUUGUCGGGAUCUUAGUUAAUCUGUCUGAAGAGAAAAUAAUCUUUUGCUUGGUGGAUAGUCUGAUUCCUGUCCCACAAAAACUUUCUUUGUUAAAGCAGUUUUUUCAAGUGCCCGGUAAUCUAGAUUCAGGAUUUGAGGCUAAUAGCUUGCUGAAAUAAGGACCUUCAAAUUUAAUGUGAUUUACCAUAAUCCACUUCAAGGUAUGGCCCUAAUGGCCUUUUAUGUGUUGACGGGCCAUUAAGAAUGUAAUAAUAAUAACUUCAAAGUAACGUGGGUUAGAUAUGGUAAUGACAAAGAGGUCAAAGGUUAUGACAUGUGGCCUGUAGUGUGUUGGGAUCACAGGCUAUUAAAUAUGACAUAUGACCUGUAGUGUACUGGGAUCACAGGCUAUUAGUUUAUGACAUAUGAGCUGUAGUGUGCUUGGAUCCUAAGUUAUUAGUUUAUGACAUAUGGCCUGUAGUGUGCUGGGAUCACAGGCUAUUAGUUUAUGACAUAUGGGCUGUAGUGUGCUGGGAUCACAAGCUAUUAGUUUAUGACAUAUGGCCUGUAGUGUGCUGGGAUCACAGACUAUUAAGUUAUGACAUAUGGCCUGUAGUGUGCUGGGAUCACAGGCUAUUAAGUUAUGACAUAUGGCCUGUAGUGUGCUGGGAUCACAGGCUAUUAAGGUUAUGAUCGUUCUUGAGUGAAAAAUCUGAUUUUCUGGCAGUAAAAUUGACUGAUUUAUCUCCCCUUGAUGUUAAGCUGAGCCUGUUACUAAUUUCACCAUAUUAUAUCUUAGUGUACAAGUAAAUAAUUGUAUCAGUAAUGAAGUCAAAUGAAAGGAUGUUAACUAUGCAUACAUUUGUGUCUUUCAACUUCACAAUGUAAAACUCCUUAUCAGAAUCUCUGUACAGUUACAUUUUAAAACCUGAAUUUGUUGAAAAUACAUCGAACACAAUUAAGCAAGUUUUCUGCAGAUAAGAAAGUGUAAGAUUAAUUACACUGUAUUUACAUAAAUUAGUGAUUGUAGCUGUUGUGCAGUAUUUGUGCAAAUUUAUUGUUUGUUCUAAUAGAAUACAAUUCAAAUCCAUGAAAGUAUCACACAGAUAUAUACAUGUAUGUAAGGAACAGAAUGAUAGACAAGCAUGAUAGUGUUUAAUAUGUAUUGAUAUUUAUGUACUUUGAUUAUCUAUGAUGAUCUUUUAGGAUAAAAACAUUUAAUGAUUUA
Molecule: messenger RNA, 2669 nt
Organism: Ylistrum balloti
Lineage: Eukaryota; Metazoa; Mollusca; Bivalvia; Pectinida; Pectinidae
Product: mitochondrial inner membrane protein OXA1L-like
Exons: 9
Coding region: 1-1356 (451 amino acids)
Biological process (GO): protein insertion into mitochondrial inner membrane from matrix; mitochondrial respiratory chain complex IV assembly
Cellular component (GO): mitochondrial inner membrane
Molecular function (GO): membrane insertase activity
Source: RefSeq, a predicted model, not a curated record